UAUUUAAGCCAAGCACGCACCCAACGUCACCAUGAUCGCACACAAAUUUAUUAGUUUUCAUCUUCUUCUAGGGUUCCAAAAUCGGAAUCCCCUCUCUCUCUUCCAUUCUGAGAUCUAAUCGUGCCAUGGCGACUUUGGGGUCAUGGGAGGUAAAGAAGCCGGGACGAGCUUGAUGGGAUGUCUAAUCUCUAUCCUUCGCAGGGGAUUUAAUUUCUUUUAUUUCUUCUUUGUAUAGUUUUUUUUUUUUUCUGGCUCGGGUGAUUGCUGGGCGCAGCGGUUUAUCGAUCUUUUCCUUGCCUUGUUGUCUCUGAUUUCGGAAAAUGAUUGGACAGGUAAGGUGGCGAGGGUGCAAAGCGGGAAUUGGUCGAUAAACCUCUGCAUCCGGCUCUCACUUUUUUUUUUUUUUUUUUUUACUUUUUUUUUUAUUUCUGUUUUCUUUGUUUAAUUGAUUAUUGCUUCUGUUUUUUUUUUUUUGGUUUGAGAAUAUCAUUAUCUGGAAAGGACUGUGAUUUGUGAUGAGUCUGGGUUGUGUCAUUUCAUUUUAUAUUUUUAAAACUGUUUGCGUCUUUGAUUUUCUUUUACUGAGUCCGGCAUUAGUUGACUUUAGUGAGGAAUUAGGAAUGAUUUGUUAUUCGCAGAAGAAGAUAUGGAGGCAUAUAUGUUGGUUGACAAGCUCUUUAAGGUUCAUUCAACUUGAUCCUGCUAGCUCAAUAGCUCCUUUUUUUUUCUUUGAAAAUUUUUAGACAGGUUAGACUUUGUUAUAAUUUUUGCAGAUUUGAGGAUAAUUUGAUUUGCAUGAUAAAGGAUUGAACUGGCAUGUUUAGUAUUAAGAUACUGGUAUGGGUGCCCUAAAGCCCCAACGCAAAUGACUACGGAUGGCAAUUGUUUUAAAUAUUUUCUUUGUUAUAUAUUGAAUUUUCCUUGUGAUUAAGUUCUUUCUUAUUGUAAUGAUUACAUGUAGCUCCGACCAAAUCUAAGCCUUGGAUGAGCUAGGUGUAGAGAAGGAUGUGCAUGAAAUGUUUUGGUCCUCUUCUGUUCAGCUAUAAUCUUCAAGCCUUGGAGGUUAGAGGUUUGGAAAAAAUUGCAGUGACUGAGAGCCUUGUUUUGCUAGAUGAGCUAGUUGUGAUAGAUCGUUCUUGAUCAAAUUUAACUAACGACAAAUAUACUCUAUGAUAUGUAUUUGAUCCCACCCCCUUAUUUAUCAUUCGUUUGUGUCAAGUUUCUAGUCGACCACCAUUUGUGGCUUCAAGUUCAAGUUGAUUUAGGCUUCAUUUGGGACGGUUUUUUUGCUGCUUCUUAAAGCAGUUUUUUAGUAAAAAAAAUUUAACUUUUGUAUUAUAAAGCUGCUUUAAGAAGCAAUGAAAAAGCCGUCUCAAACGAAACCUUAGUCAUUCUAUUCAUGAAAUUCUUCAAGAAUUUUAAAAUUUUACUUUGAAUACGGCUAUUUUGUAUUUUGUAUAUUGCUGCAUGUAUUUGUUGAAUAUGACAACAUUGAGAAAUUUCUCUGACAUUUCACACCAAUUUGAGCUUGAGGAUGUCAAUAGGUUGAGGCUUGACAAGGCAAAGCUUACCGACAAGGUGAGAGACUACAACUGCAAUCAAGGCAAACAUGUUGGGCAGAAAAAACAAGUCAAUGAAGAUGUGCUAUGAUUGUUAGUCAGAGGGAAGCUUUUCCUUUGCUUGAUAAGGAUUCUUAGUCCAAUGAGGGAUCAAGCUGAAGUGGAUAGAAUCAUGCUUGAGCUUGACGGAACUCCAAAUAAGUCAAAGCUAGGUGCCAAUUCCAUUCUUGGAGUUUCUCUCAGUAUUUGUAGAGCUGGUGCCGGAGCCAAAGGUGUUCCUUUGUACAGACAUAUUCAAGAAAUAUCUGGAACCAAAUAUCUUGUUAUGCCAGUCCCAGCUUUCAAUGUGAUAAAUGGGGGGAGCCAUGCUGGCAACAAUUUAGCAAUGCAAGAAUUCAUGAUAUUACCAGUAGGUGCAAGUUCCUUCGCCGAAGCUUUGCGCAUGGGUAGUGAAGUUUAUCAUAUUUUGAAGGGUAUUAUUAAGGCAAAAUAUGGGCAAGAUGCAUGUAAUGUUGGAGAUGAAGGUGGUUUUGCUCCGAAUGUUCAGGAUAACCGGGAAGGACUUGUCCUACUGAUGGAUGCAAUUGAAAAGGCUGGUUACUCUGGAAAGAUCAAAAUAGGAAUGGAUGUUGCAGCUUCAGAGUUUUUUAGAAAGGAUGGAAACUAUGACCUAAACUUUAAGAAGCAGCCGAAUGAUGGAGCUCACGUGCUGUCAGCUCAGAGUUUAUGUGAACUGUACAAAGAAUUUAUUAGAGACUUUCCUAUUGUGUCCAUUGAGGAUCCUUUUGACCAAGAUGAUUGGAGUUCUUGGUCAUCUCUCCAAUCUUCAGUGGAUAUCCAACUAGUAGGAGAUGAUUUAUUGGUUACAAACCCUAUGAGAAUUGCUGAGGCAAUUCAAAAGAAGGCCUGCAAUGGUUUACUUUUAAAAGUAAACCAAAUUGGAACUGUAACUGAAUCAAUUAAAGCUGCCCUUGAUUCAAAAGCUGCAGGAUGGGGGGUGAUGGUGAGCCACCGUAGUGGUGAAACAGAAGACAAUUUUAUUGCAGACUUAUCCGUUGGCCUGGCCAGUGGGCAGAUCAAAACUGGAGCUCCAUGUCGUAGUGAGAGAUUGUCCAAGUAUAAUCAGCUCUUACGAAUUGAAGAGGAACUUGGAGAUGUGCGAUAUGCUGGCAAAGCUUUCAGAUCUCCACAAUAACACUUUAAGGUAGUGCAAAACUGUUUAAACUUGGGUAAUCCUCUUGCUGGAAAAUUUUGUAGAUUUCAACUUGGUUUCAAUUGAAAUUUCAACGGGCAACAGAGAUGCUAUUUUGCUA
Messenger RNA from Dendrobium catenatum, 2872 nucleotides. Its product is annotated as enolase 1, chloroplastic. Gene Ontology annotation, molecular function: magnesium ion binding; phosphopyruvate hydratase activity. Gene Ontology annotation, biological process: glycolytic process. The record is from RefSeq and is a predicted model, not a curated record. The transcript is spliced from 7 exons. Gene Ontology annotation, cellular component: phosphopyruvate hydratase complex. The coding region runs from base 1702 to 2754 and encodes 350 amino acids. Lineage: Eukaryota; Viridiplantae; Streptophyta; Magnoliopsida; Asparagales; Orchidaceae.